UACUCUUGUGAUUUGUUGCAUGGAUACUUGCUUGUCAAAUCUGAUCAGUGUUUGGCAGACCCUAGUCAGUGGUCUGUCAUGUCAGCUAGCUGAGACCAAGUUAGAGCUUACGCGUAGUCGAGAACUCAAUGAACAGUUGUCAAAGCAAUUAAGUGAAACUAGCAAGCAAUUAUCAGAUGCUAUUAACAAAUUUAUUGAAUUUCAAAAUACCAGUCAAAUUGCUACUGCAAAGUCAGCCAACAUCAUCCCUGUACCGUCUGCAUCGAAUGCUUUGCUUGAAACGCCUGCUCAAGAACUUUCGAAGGCUAUCAGUGAACUUCGACACUGGCUUCCAGAAGGUAUGGCAGCAGCUGCUUGUGCUGCUGUGAAUGCACGCUUAUCACCACCAACUCGUACACAAUCAUUUGGUCAGCAUCAAUCACCAUGUCGUUCUGAAACACCAAUACAAUCAAAUAAUCGUAUAACCGUACACGAACAGCACCAUCACCAACAGCAGCAGCAGUAAAUCUCUACUGUCAUUUCAUCUCCAAAAUCA
Molecule: messenger RNA, 535 nt
Organism: Trichobilharzia regenti
Lineage: Eukaryota; Metazoa; Platyhelminthes; Trematoda; Strigeidida; Schistosomatidae
Source: the annotation of a GenBank genome assembly